AUGGCUUCUAAUCAUGCACCCAACUCCUCUACAUUAAUACGUUUCUGUCUCAUCCUUAUCAUUUCCAAUCAUGCCACUGCCAUUACUACUCAUCAUCAUCAUCAUCAUCAUCAUCAACAAAAACAACAACAACGGUUCAAACAAGCACCCAAAUUCUACAACUCUCCAACCUGUGCCACCAUUGGGCUGGAAUCCACCGGCACGUGUUCAGAGGAGGCAGUCCACGUGGCGAUGACACUCGACAUCACCUACCUCCGGGGCUCCAUGGCCGCCAUCCUCUCCGUCCUCCAGCACUCCUCCUGCCCCGAAAAUGUUAUCUUCCACUUCGUCACCGCCGCCUCCAGGACCUCCUCCACCACCCUCCUCAACCGCACCCUCUCCAACUCCUUCCCCUAUCUCAACUUUCAAAUCUACCCCUUCAACGACCGCCAAGUCGCCGGCCUCAUCUCCACAUCCAUCCGCUCCGCUCUCGAUUGCCCCCUCAACUACGCCCGCAACUACCUCGCCAACCUCCUCCCCUCCUGCGUCCGCAAAAUCGUCUACCUCGACUCCGACCUCGUCCUCGUCGACGACAUAUCCAAACUCGCCGCUACGCCCCUUGGAGACGACGACAACAACAACAACAACACCGUCCUCGCCGCGCCCGAAUACUGUAACGCCAACUUCAGCGCCUACUUCACUCCCUCCUUCUGGUCCAACCCCUCUCUGUCCAACACCUUCGCGGGCCGAAGGCCCUGCUACUUCAACACCGGCGUCAUGGUCAUUGAUUUGCAACGCUGGCGGGCCGGCGACUACACUACGAAGAUCCAGGAGUGGAUGGAGCUCCAGAAGAGAAUGCGGAUCUACGAGCUGGGCUCCUUGCCUCCGUUUUUACUUGUCUUCGCCGGGAACAUAGGCCCGGUGGAUCACAGGUGGAACCAGCAUGGGCUUGGCGGGGAUAACUUUCGCGGGCUUUGCAGAGACUUGCAUCCAGGCCCGGUGAGCCUCCUGCAUUGGAGUGGGAAGGGAAAGCCCUGGGCCCGCCUCGACGCCAACCGCCCUUGCCCCUUGGAUGCCUUAUGGGCUCCCUACGAUCUUCUCCAAACUCCCUUCGCUCUUGAAGCCUAG
Messenger RNA from Sphenostylis stenocarpa, 1107 nucleotides. The record is from the annotation of a GenBank genome assembly. NCBI's taxonomy places the organism in Eukaryota, Viridiplantae, Streptophyta, Magnoliopsida, Fabales, Fabaceae.